Brassica oleracea var. oleracea is the source of this 1126-nucleotide messenger RNA. RefSeq lists its product as uncharacterized. The record is from RefSeq and is a predicted model, not a curated record. Lineage: Eukaryota; Viridiplantae; Streptophyta; Magnoliopsida; Brassicales; Brassicaceae. Bases 100 to 567 code for a protein of 155 amino acids. The transcript has a single exon.
UCUUCCGACCAAACUCUGGUACUUGCUGCUGUGAUUCUCUGUUAAAAGAAUCUAAAACACACAAAAUAUCUGGAGAAAAUUUAGAAAGAGAGUAAGGUCAUGGGAAACAGAAAGCCAGUAGCUGAGCUGAUAGCAUCGCUGGAGCAAGCAACACUCAUGUCUCAUCAAAUUGGAACCGCCGUGGAACGAAACCAGCUCCUUCAAAUCUCCUCCUCUCUCCGCACAGCCCACCACCGCCUCUCCACCUUGCUCUUGUCCACCGUUCCAUCGCCGGCAUCUGAUAACUCUGUCUCCUCCGUCGAUCCGAUGCAAUUAGGGGAGGGCGAGGCUGAAGCGAUGGAAGAUGAGAGAGACUCGGCGGUGGAGAAGGUGGAGGAGAAGAUGAGAGAGUGUUUUAUAAGGAACAAGAGGGCCAAGAAGCGGCCACUGUCUCCGUCGUCUGCGGUGGUGGAGACUUCGGCGACAGAAGAGAGGAGUAGCCGUGAUUAUUAUUACGGGCAGUUCGAUUUGGACCCAAAUGCCUCCAAGUUGAGAGCUUUGGAUCUUAUCUACCAAUUCCAUGGAUGAUAGUAGAUUAAUCUCACUGUAGACCAUUUUUAUUUUUUUUUAAAUUCAAGGUUUAGAUUUGAGAAGCUUUCGUGAUUAUAAAAAGAAAAACACUUAUCAAUUUGGGAAAACAAUUUUACAUUGCAGAGACGGUGAGUUUCUUCAAGAACAGCAUUGGGUCUGUGUUCUCAACAUUAUUUCUCUUCCCAUUGAAUGCAGAAAUUCACCUUGUUUUGUGAGAUUGGAUUCAGCUGUUUUUGUUGCUCAGAAGCAGACUGAAGAGAGUUCUAUCAACCAUAGAGAAGCAACUUUUGGUGUGUUUCAGUCUGAAUGUUACAACAAGACCAAAAGCGGGCAUAUAUAUAUAUAUAUGUAUAUGUAAAUGGUAGUGAUUCAUUGUCACUGUGAUGCAAAAGUUUAGACAGUUAAAAUAGAAUUAUACCUUUGGCUGAGGGAAGAAGUGUUCUCCCUAGGAACUCUUGAAAUGUAUUCCGGUUCUUGAAAAAGAGGAAGUUUCUCAUCGAAAAAGGACAUUAACAAUCACGAGAUUCAUGUACCUUAGUAGAAGUUGACCACAAUG